This is a messenger RNA of Dujonia railenensis, 330 nucleotides long. The record is from the annotation of a GenBank genome assembly. NCBI's taxonomy places the organism in Eukaryota, Fungi, Ascomycota, Pichiomycetes, Serinales, Debaryomycetaceae.
AUGCUGUCUGCUAAACUUUUGUCAUCCUCUAAGAGCGAACAGCGCCCUGUAACCGCUCAGUAUAUAACUGAUAUACUCACCAGUUCGUCCUCAUUUGAUUCCAGUGAAUUGAUCAGGCACAUUCUUGAAGAUGUGCAGAAGAAAUCUUCCAAGCAUAAGUUUUUGGUGAAUGUUACGAAGAUAACCAGUAGCGACGAUAGUGAGUGUAGUGCCGCUUCGAACUUUGGAGCUGUAUGGGACAGCGAAAAGGACGGGUACUAUAGUUUUGAAGUACUGCUGGAGGAGCACAAGUCUACCAUUGUUUCGAUAUAUUGGGUCUAUAUAAGCUGA